AUGGAUUCUACACCUAGUGACAGCGAAAAUGAUUUAUUUGUGACCCCGAAUGAAUUCAAGGAGGAUACCUGCAGCUCGGAAAUACACACUGAUUCCGUCAUUGACAGCAUUUUAAAUUUGGAAUCAAAUCAGGAACAAAUUCCGGAUUUCACUUUAAAAAGACCUAUUUUCAGUGACAUUUCAGACGAGGAGCUAAUAAAAGCUAAGAAAAAUACUACAUCACCAAAGGAACAAAUACGUUUUGUUGAUCCAAUUCAAGAUGAGGAAAGGUACAAACUGUCUAAAACCAGAUUUGCGAAAAAAAAAACUGAUGCAAAAUCAAAAUGGGCUGUCAAUCUUUUCAACAACUUGGUGGAUUCGCGUCGCACGUAUGCCGACAGGCAAGAUAUCAGGCAUGUACAGGGGGAUUGGUUAUCAAUGGGCCCCGAAACCUUGGAGUAUUCUCUUGGUGCGUUUAUUUUUGAAAUUCGCAAAGAAAAUGGAGAUGAAUAUCAAGGAAACACUCUUUAUGAAAUUAUCGUUGCCAUUCAGCAUUUCUUGCGUGAAAAUGGGAAGUUUGUAACAAUGUUAGAUGUUGCCGAAUUUGAAGGAAUGCAGUGCAAACAUGACAAAAAAAUGAAAGAUUUGGCAGCAAAGGGUGUUGGGAUAGACAAACAACUAUCACAUGUUUUUUUUGUCGAUGAUGAGGAUAAAAUGUGGAAAUGUGGUGUUUUAAGUUCUGAUACUCAGGACAAACUACGCGAUACUCUUUUGGGUCUGAAAUUUGCUCUUAGGGGAGGACAGGAACAUCACAAUCUAAGGCAAAGUGAAAAUUCCCAACUGUGA
This is a messenger RNA of Pecten maximus, 825 nucleotides long. RefSeq lists its product as uncharacterized. Lineage: Eukaryota; Metazoa; Mollusca; Bivalvia; Pectinida; Pectinidae. The record is from RefSeq and is a predicted model, not a curated record. Bases 1 to 825 code for a protein of 274 amino acids. The transcript has a single exon.